Anoplophora glabripennis (Asian longhorned beetle) is the source of this 1817-nucleotide messenger RNA. RefSeq names its product tumor necrosis factor receptor superfamily member wengen (gene wgn). Lineage: Eukaryota; Metazoa; Arthropoda; Insecta; Coleoptera; Cerambycidae. The record is from RefSeq and is a predicted model, not a curated record. Bases 537 to 1307 code for a protein of 256 amino acids. The transcript is spliced from 4 exons. Gene Ontology annotation, molecular function: protein binding.
UUUAUUCAUUAGGCGUCCGAGUAGAAUUCAAUUAGAAUAUUUUACGGUCAUGCGAGGAAGCAACGGAAGUAGAAGAUACUUAGUACGUCUAACAGUGCCGAUGGAAAAUUGUUAAAAAAUAGUGCUGCCAAUUCGUUAUUUAAAUAAACAUGCGAAUUCCAGAGCCCCGCUGAAGGCAACGGUUGAAGUGCACGUUAGAUCGCCAAAGUGACGUGACCGAACCGGAGCGUUUUUUGGAGGAGAUUGUGAUUUUUUUCGACACCUCUUUGGAAAAUUCGCGUCCAGCGCGGCAGACGCGGUCGCGGCCGCGUCAAGUUAAUUUUGAAAUAAGUUAGCCGGCAAGUUUGAAAGUUGCCAGUUGCGAUUCGGCGACGGAGGCAGGAAAGUAUAUUCGUGCGGCGCGCUAGAGAUACCAAAAAGCGCGUGUGCAUCGCAUCUAACAAAAAUAAUAAAUAUAGCAUGUGGCGCAAAAGUGUGCGAGUUUUCGUUAGUUUGAGUUACUCGAUAAACUAAAUCUUUUUGGAUAUCUGCUACGGAUGGCGAUUUUAAAAGUCUUUAGGGUGAUGGUGUCAGCCUAUACAUCCUUCCUGGUAUUCUCGAGUCUCGCGUACCUAGUAUCGGCCUCGAUUUGCCCCGACGGACAAUACUUAAACUCCAAACUGCAAGUAUGCAUGAACUGCACGGACUGCAAGAACGGCACGGUCGUCCUGAGACCGUGUGAGUUCCACAGGGACACCCACUGCGGGCCGAUCAGCAAGUUACUUAAGACCAUGGACACCGGCAACCCCCAUCGGCACAAGCACAACAACAAACACCACCAGCGCAGGGAGCACAACGACGACGUGGUUUGGAGGUACGGGAGCGACAUCGUCAGGGGUGGUAACGCGGAGGACCAGCAAGCGGUCGCCUUGGAGGUCGCCAGCUCGGAGGCCCCGUUUUCGAGUGCAGAGACUCUCGUGUGGGACUGGCAGGCGGUGGCCCUCACCUCGGCGGUAUUCGCGUGUAUAUUGUUUUUUCUAGUUAUCACCCUCUAUUCCUUGCACCAGGCCAGGCAGUGGAGGAGGCUGAAGGAGAAUUUUGAGGCCGACGUUGAAGAACUGUCAGCCAAAUUAAGUUUGAUGGCUGCAGCCAGCAGCGAGAAGGGCGAAUUUUUGGAUCCGGCGGGAAUAGGACCCAUGGGUGAAAACUACCUCAAUAGCAGAUGCGUCUAUUUGGAGCAACUGCUCAGCGUGAGAAAAGAUGGAAGCAAAAGCGGCACCCUACCGAAAGGAAAUGUGUAUAUAGAAGAGACAAAUUCAAAAACAUAGUUCAGAUUGUCUGAAGAAAUGAAAAAAACAUUUUGAAUGUAAUUGCGUCAGUUUCAGUGACGAUACUAAUGGUUCUGAUGUAGAUAGAAGUCAUAUAUUAAGGCCUGUAAAACCAGGUCGUCCAAUUUGCAUCGUGGAUGCUGAUUUUAUAGUAUUUUUAAUGUAUACUUAUACCAGUAUUAUACAGAAGUAAAAUGUAUAAAAUUACCUCAAUUGUAAUAAAAUCGAAGGGAUAGAAUUAAUCAAAUAUUGCGUUAUUGGUAUUACUAACAAAAAAAAAAAUUUGGAAAUGUUUUUAUUAAUACGUGUAAAAAUUAUUUUGAAUGUUUCAAAUAAACCAUUACCUAAUUUAUACUGUUUAUUAAACAGACAUGUAUUUUCAUAUAUUCCUAAAUCAGGGCUUAAUAUAUGUACCUAUAAAUCCCAAGUACAAGUUGUUUAAAUUCUUUUUGUAAAUUUAGUAGGUAUACUGUAUUUAUUUGUGUAUUAGAAAAUAGUAUGUACUAUCUC